Ctenocephalides felis (cat flea) is the source of this 1087-nucleotide messenger RNA. RefSeq names its product protein CREG1-like. Lineage: Eukaryota; Metazoa; Arthropoda; Insecta; Siphonaptera; Pulicidae. The record is from RefSeq and is a predicted model, not a curated record. The coding region runs from base 236 to 1072 and encodes 278 amino acids. The transcript is spliced from 4 exons.
UCACUACGCUUUUCACACUACCUAGAAAUAAUUAAAUUGAGUAAUUCAAAACCUUGUUAUCUUCAGCAGAUCACAAAAAUCCGCACUGAUAACGCAAUUAGCGAUAAAACCGAUCAGUGUGAAAUAUUCCGUCUAUAAGUAAUGUGAUUCAGUGCCAACGCCGUCAGUUGACAUUCGAAAAGAGUGAAGUCGAAAUAAAACAAGUUAAUUAUUAUAAACAAAAGAGUUAACAGGAAUGAAGCGCGGCAUCUCACGGUGUGCCAUCGUAUUGGCCUGUGUAUUCUUCGUUGCAGUUCAAGGGCGAUGGGUAGAAAUUCCCGACGAUCAGCCGCGUAGAAGUGAUAAUUUUGAUAAUUCCAAUGGAAAGUUUAUUGUGAGGGACCACAAAAUCAUUAGGAAUGAUAAGCAAUUUAGAGAAGAUGGACCACCGGAUCAUACCAAAUACGCACAAAUGGCAAGAUAUAUUGUGCACAAUGCAGAAUAUGUGGCAAUGGGUACAAUCUCCACAAUUCCUCAGUUGGCAGGAUAUCCAUUCGUCAAUAUUCUUUCGACAGCCGAUGGACCACGUGGAAGAAAUGGCAAAAGUACUGGAACUCCUUACUUCUACACCACCAAAUUAGAUUUUUCAGCAGCUGACUUAUCCAAAGACAAUAGACUAACAGUUAUGAUGAGUCUUGCCCAGCAAGGAUAUUGCCAGGAACAUGACCUGGAUGCAGAGGAUCCAAGAUGUGCCAGAAUCAUGCUCUCCGGUAAGUUAGUAAGAGUUCAGAAUGGAACCGAAGAAUACGAUUUCGCAUACAACAGCUUAGCCGAGCGCCAUCCCAUCAUGAAAACUUGGCCUCAGGACCACAACUUCUUCCUGGCCAAAUUAAAAAUUGCCAGCGUCGCUGUAUUGGACUGGUUUGGAGGCCCACAUUACGUUCCAAUUGACGAAUACUAUAAAACUAGUCCUUAUGAUGAAGUAAGCAAAGGAAACGAACUCUUUGACAGCGAAGAAAUAAAAGAAAUCAAAUUUGGAGAUGAUGUUGACGAUCGCAGGGGGAUGAGGAUACAAGAAAAAAAUGGUAGAUGAAAAACUAUAUUAUUU